Trypanosoma conorhini is the source of this 3123-nucleotide messenger RNA. Its product is annotated as sodium transport atpase. The transcript has a single exon. Gene Ontology annotation, biological process: intracellular calcium ion homeostasis; calcium ion transmembrane transport. The record is from RefSeq and is a predicted model, not a curated record. Gene Ontology annotation, molecular function: ATP hydrolysis activity; P-type calcium transporter activity; ATP binding. Lineage: Eukaryota; Euglenozoa; Kinetoplastea; Trypanosomatida; Trypanosomatidae. Bases 1 to 3123 code for a protein of 1040 amino acids. Gene Ontology annotation, cellular component: plasma membrane.
AUGUCUGGUUCGAGGGAGCUCAGUCCCAGGGAGCCGAUUAACGGCAACUUCGUCCCCACUGAGAAGCGCGAGCAGGUUCCAGACACGUACAGCCCUUCGUGUAGAUGGUGGACCUUUGAUAUACCGCACACGCUUGCGUUGGUGCAGCUGGACAACGUGGCCAGUGGGGUGUCUGACGACGACGUUUCGAGACGCGCGGCGGAGCUUGGCAACAACAGGAUUCGCAUUGCCGGUGCACCGAGUGCCUUUUGGAUUUUUUGCAGGCAAUUCAUGAACAGCAUCACUGUCGUCCUGGCCAUUGUGAUUGUGAUCAGUGCCGUCUUCAAGGAUUGGCCGGAGUUCGGCGUGGUGCUGUUCAUUCUGAUAUUUAACACCUUAUUGGGGUUCUACCAGGAGUACGGCGCGGAGAAAUCGCUUCACAGCCUGAAGGAAAUGACGGCGGGCAGCGCGAAGGUUCUCCGCGAUGGCUCGGUGGAGGUUAUUUUUAUCGACGAGGUUGUCGUGGGCGACGUGAUCAUUUUGGAGCAGGGCGCCUCGGUGCCGGCGGACUGCCGCCUCGUGGAGAACAGCGGGUUGGAGGUGGAUGAGGCGCUCCUCACGGGCGAGGCGCUGCCGGUGGUGAAGCACACCGACGCUAUCCCCGACCCGGACGGCGUGUGUGCGUUGGGGGACCGCAAGAAUAUGGUGUACCGCAACACGAUGGUCACGCAGGGCCGCGGGAAGGCGGUUGUGGUUGCCGCCGGCGUGCACACCGAGAUGGGGAAGCUCGCGGAGCGCCUCGGGGAAGGCUCAGGCACGGAGAAGACGCAGCUUAUGAAGACGCUGGACUACAUGAUGUACUUCCUCUUUGGCUGCUGCAUCCUGCUCGCCGUCGUCGUGUUCGCCGCGAACAAGUUCAGGUACCACCCAAGCACCCUGUCGUACGCGACGGCGGUCGCCAUCGCCAUUCUCCCAGAGUCCAUGGUGGCGGUGGUCACGGUGUCCAUGACGGUUUCCGUCAAGCGAAUGGCGAAGCAGAAGUGCAUUGUGCGCAGGCUGGCGGUGCUGGAGGUGCUCGGCAACGUGACGGACAUCUGCUCCGACAAGACAGGGACGCUGACGGAGAACAAGAUGGUGGUCAAAAAGGCCCUCAUCGGGACAAACGAGGAGCUCUUCGUUACGGGAGCCCCAUAUGAGAGGUAUGGGGCCUUUCUGCGCGGUGACCAGGAGGAGCAGGUCCACCUGACGGGGGCCUACGCGACCAAUAAACUGCUCUACGAGUUUAUGCGCUGCGCGGCGCUUUGCAGUACGACCGUCCUGCAGGUUGACGAGGAGGAUGCCGAUCACCUUUGCGGCACCGGAAACCCAACGGAGGUGGCGAUUCAGGUGAUGACGUGGAAGGCGGAGCUUCACCGCGACCGACUAGAAAACGAGGGGUGGAAGUGCAUCGCGGAGUACCCGUUCGACUCCAAAAUCAAGCGCAUGACGACGGCGUGGUACAACGGGAACACGGAGCAACUGUACCUGUGCACAAAAGGUGCCCCCGAGCGUAUUCUUGAUCUCUGCUCCACCAUUGUCUCGGAGUCGGGCAGCCACCUCGCCUUGACGGAAGCGGAUCGUAAGACGAUAGAAAAGCAGAUCAAACAUUUGGCGUCGGAGGGGCUCCGGACAAUCUGUCUCUCCACGCGGCCGUGCACCCUGGAGCAGUUCCCCCUCCCCAGCGAGGGAACCUUCCUGCUCGCCCACGUCCGGGAGGCGAUUGAGCAGGACCUCUCGUUUCUUGGAAUUGUCGGGAUUUACGACCCUCCACGCCCGGAGUCGCACCCCUCCGUCAUUGCCUGUCAGCACGCCGGGAUUGUGGUGCGCAUGUUGACCGGCGAUCACGUAACCACCGCGGGAUGCAUCGCCGUCAUGCUGAACAUCAUCGGCAAAUCGGACCUCGACAACCGAGUGAAGCUGAUGAACGGCCCCGACUUCGACCGAACGGAGACGGAGACCAUUGACGAGUGGGGGGAUCUCCCACUCGUCGUUGGACGGUGCUCGCCGGAGUCCAAGGUGAAGAUGAUUGAGUGCCUGCACAAGCGCAAGCGGGUGGUGGCAAUGACCGGCGACGGCUUCAACGAUUCGCCAAGCAUUAAAAUCGCAGACAUUGGCUGUGCAAUGGGGUCUGGCACGGAUGUCACGAAGGGUGUUGCGGAUAUUAUUAUCACGGACGACAAUUUUGCUACUAUUGUAAAGGCAGUGACGGAGGGCCGGCGCAUUUCACAGAACAUACGGAAAUUUGUGGUGCACCUUCUUUCCAGCAACGUUGCUGAGGUGAUUGCACUCAUCUGCGGUCUUCCCAUCCGCAAUGAAGGGGUUUCUUUGUUUGUGCUCUCGCCCAUUGAGAUUUUGUGGCUAAAUAUGUUCACCUCCGGCCCUCCCGCAACGGGACUGUCGUUGGACGCCGCAAGUGCCGACGUGCUCCUUGUGCCUCCGAACACGGCUGGUCUUUUCACCUUUGAGCUCGUCGCUGACACGGUGGUGUACGGGUUUUGGCUCGGCGUCUGCUCACUGUGCGGGUUUGUCUUUAUUGUCUACGGCGUACACGACGGCCCGGCCGGCACCGACUGCAACUCGCAAAACGGGGUCAACUGCCAUGAGAUUUGGCGCGCGCGUGCCACGGCCUUUGGAAUCCUGUACUUUGGGUUAUUGCUGCACGCGUACACCGUCCGCCACACGCGACAGUCCGUCUUUUUGAUGAAGUGGUUCGACAAUGUUUGGAUUUACGGCUCCGUGGCUGUCGCCGUUGCUCUUUUCUUCCCCAUCGUGUACAUCAACCCCAUAGCGCACAACCUCUUCGUGCACGACAUGCUGACGUGGCACUGGGCCGUCAUCGGCGUGCUUCUGGUGUUUUUCAUGGCUGUGUGUGAGCUGUACAAGGUCCUGAAGAACUGCUUCUUCCCGAGGAAGCCGGUGUCCGUGGGGCCGUCGGACGACGUGGAGCAGGAGUACCGGCUCUUCGCCGUCUCGAACGAGGACGACAGAGACGUGGAGAGCAUCGCCGAGGAGCAGCUGCGCAUGUCGUUUGCAUCCGUCAACGGCAGCGCGACGAGUAUGGGCACACACCACGGGAGGAAGGAGAGGUACAAAAGGCGGCGGUAG